AUGGAGGAAGGACCCAGACGCGCAACAUGCAUAAAAGGACAUAGAUCAACAUCAUGUCAACAUAAAGAUAGAGUUCUACUUAAAAUCAAAGGAAAAGGUCGUCCUAUUACUCAAUGCACUCAUUGUCGUGAGCUUCGUAAAACUCAAAGAGUUCAUAUAAAAUGUAAUUGUGUUGAAAGAGCAAAGAAAGUUAUGACAGUUGAUAAUUCAUUAACUCUUUACUCAUCACAAUCCAAGUCAGAUUUAUCCAUAAAAAGUUCUAGUAAUGAUUCUUUUGAUUUAUUAAAUAAGAUAAAAUUAGAAGAAUCAUCUAUAAAUUUUGAAAAUUUGAGUGAUAGUGAUAAAUUAAAAGUGGUGACAGGUGUAUUUGCUGUAGAAAAUCACAGCGUUAAUAACAAUGUUGAUUAUAAAGAUGACAAUUCACUUGCAAAUACUUCUUCUUUUUCAUGGAAUAUUAAUAACCACCAUAGCAGUAACUUGACAAUUAAAUCAGAAUCAAUGGAAUCUACUUCUUCAUAUUAUAACAUUCCCAAACAAAACUUACAAGUCAAUGCAAUAGAAGGUGAUUCGCUUGCUCAAAACGCAAAUCAAAAAUAUUCUAACAAAAUGGAAGAGUAUGAUGAAAAAUCAGGAGACUUAAGUGGCGUUUUAGGAGCUGAAUUAUGUCGUGGCACAUCUGACGAGUUGGUUAAUAUGAUUUAUAGUUCAUUUAAAAGUUGUCCUUCGGCUAAUAAAAAUGGAAAUUGCUGUGGUUCUAGCUCAAAGUCAAUCUGUAGAUGUGGCAGUGGAUGUAAAUGUGAAGGAUGUAAUUCACAUACAUUAAGAGUUGAUGCGAAUUCUCAAGUACAACCUAAUCUAUCAAUACCCAAGUCAUGUUGUAGUACAGCUCAUAUUAUUUCAAAACCUAAACAUACAGUAAUAAUAGAUGAAGAUGGAGUUCCUUUAUGUGGGUGUGGUUGCAAAAAGCCAAAUUCUGAAUGCUCUGAUUGUGUUGAAAAUUUAUGCGAAGCAGUGAAUGGAGAAGAUAAGAAGAAUAUGAUUUAUUGCUCAACAAAGGAACGGUAUUCUCAAGCUGGAUUCAUAAGAGCAAGGAAAAAAGUGAGAAAUAUUCCAGCAUCACCAUGUGAAGCCAACACCUUGUGCCGUGGAAUUCAAAAAGAGCAUGCAUAUGUUGGAGAAUAUAUUAAAGAUAUUGUUAUAGAAACUUUAUAUUGA
Molecule: messenger RNA, 1215 nt
Organism: Entrophospora sp. SA101
Lineage: Eukaryota; Fungi; Glomeromycota; Glomeromycetes; Entrophosporales; Entrophosporaceae
Source: the annotation of a GenBank genome assembly